Molecule: messenger RNA, 1759 nt
Organism: Solanum verrucosum
Lineage: Eukaryota; Viridiplantae; Streptophyta; Magnoliopsida; Solanales; Solanaceae
Product: tryptophan synthase beta chain 1-like
Exons: 6
Coding region: 63-1445 (460 amino acids)
Biological process (GO): L-tryptophan biosynthetic process
Cellular component (GO): cytoplasm
Molecular function (GO): tryptophan synthase activity
Source: RefSeq, a predicted model, not a curated record
AGAUUUAUACACCUGAGAUAACAACCUAGCAUUUUUUUUUAGUGUGUGUAAGACUAGACAUUAUGGCAUGUAAUAUUAAUGUUGAAUCUAUUCUUGGACAAGGAAUUUUUGCUACUACAUCAAGCAAGAAGUUGCAAGCCUUCCCAUCUCAUAACUACAAACCCAAUGUUAUUUCUUGUGUAGCUAUUGGCCCAACUCAUAAAGUUCCCCAAUUACCAUGGAAGUUAGUUUUCCAUGAAAAAGAGAGACCAUUAUUAAGCAAUGAAAAAUUUGGGAUUUAUGGUGGAAAAUUUGUCCCUGAGACAUUAAUAUCUCCUUUAACAAAGCUUGAUUAUGAAUUCAACUCCGCUUUGCGCGAUCCUCAAUUUCAGAUGGAUCUUCAAGUAGCAUUAAAGGACUAUGUUGGUCGUGAAACUCCUUUAUACUUUGCCCAAAGACUCACAGAUUAUUACAAGAGCCUUAAUAAAGGGAUAGGACCAGACAUAUAUCUAAAAAGGGAAGAUCUAAACCAUGGUGGUGCACACAAAAUCAACAACGCUAUUGCACAAGCUAUGUUGGCUAAACGCAUGGGUUGCAAAAACGUCGUGGCGUCCACCGGUGCUGGACAGCACGGUGUCGCCACGGCGGCUGCUUGUGCAAAACUCUCAUUGGAGUGCACAAUAUUCAUGGGAACCUUAGAUAUGGAGAGACAACCUUCCAAUGUACUCUUGAUGAACCAUCUUGGUGCAAAGGUGAAAUCUGUCAAAGGAAGUUUCAAAGAUGCAAUGUCAGAGGGUAUUAGAAAUUGGGUUAAUGAUUUGGAAAGAAGCUAUUUCUUAGCAGGUGCAGCCAUAGGACCUCACCCAUGUCCAACCAUGGUUCGUGAAUUCCAAUCAAUAAUUGGAAAAGAGACUAGGAAACAAGCCAUGGACAAAUGGGGUGGCAAACCACAUGUGUUGGUGGCUUGUGUUGGGAGUGGCUCUAAUGCAUUGGGAUUGUUUCAUGAAUUUAUACAAGAUGAAGAUGUGAGACUAAUAGGAGUUGAGGCCGGUGGGACCGGUCUUGAUUCAGGUAAACACUCAGCAACUAUGGCUAGGGGUGAAGUUGGAGUGUACCAUGGUGCGAUGAGCUAUUUAUUACAAGACGAAGAAGGCCAAAUAAUUGGACCACAUUCCAUAGGUGUGGGAUUAGAAUAUCCAGGUGUUAGUCCAGAGCUUAGCUAUUUGAAAGAUAUUGGGCGUGCUGAGUUUUCUACCGUAACAGAUGAAGAAGCUAUAAAAGCAUAUAAACGAUUGUGCAGACUAGAAGGGAUAUUUCCAGCCUUAGAAUCUUCUCAUGCUCUUGCAUUUCUAGACAAACUUUGUUCUACUUUAAAGGAUGGUGAAAAAGUGAUUGUUAAUUUAAGCGGUCGCGGAGAUAAGGAUGCUGAGGCGGUCUUCAAUCAUACAGUACCAAAACAUGAAUGAAAAAAGAAAUUUUAGAUUUUUUUAGGUUAGAAUUUAUAAGUAAAAUAACUUAUUUCCUUUUAUGUUAAUACUCGUUAGUUCUCUAUGUAUAAAUAAUAAGUUAUGUGAUGUAGGCCUCUAAGUUGAUUGAAUGCAAAUUAAAAUUAUAAUGUAAUGAAUAGUACAAUAAUAAGUUUAACACUCACUUUUGAUUCUAUCAUCAUAUGAUAAAUUUAAUGACAUAAUUUCAAGGGUUAGGAAUGAAAGAUGGAACUAGUCAUACACAUGGAAUUUCAAGAGUCAUAAUCUAAUAUAUCCUUCCAUUAUAGGCCAAA